AUGACCGACUCUGGCCGUAUAUCUGCGAGUAUGGAGAACAACAAAGAGGUAAAAAACAUAGUUGAUCAUCAGAGGCAACAUCCUGUACAAGCUCCUCUCCCUCAAGAGUACAUUCAUGAGGACAGAUUCGCUCCGGCUGAUAACCCACUGCAACCGCCGAGGUUACAACAGCUACCAGCAGGUGCAUCAGUGGGCGGAGGAGGAGAGGAAGAGAGGGAAGCAAGCCCAGACCAAGCUUCCAGCGAAAAGCUCGAAGGAUGCUGUCAUGCUCAUGGUUGUUUACGAGGAUUGGUGCGUUGA
Messenger RNA from Microthlaspi erraticum, 300 nucleotides. The record is from the annotation of a GenBank genome assembly. Lineage: Eukaryota; Viridiplantae; Streptophyta; Magnoliopsida; Brassicales; Brassicaceae.